This is a messenger RNA of Procambarus clarkii (red swamp crayfish), 6646 nucleotides long. Lineage: Eukaryota; Metazoa; Arthropoda; Malacostraca; Decapoda; Cambaridae. The record is from RefSeq and is a predicted model, not a curated record.
CUCCCUCACUCCUGCCCUUCACCUCCUUCUUGCUGCCCAUCAUCUGCUCCUAUACACCUGACUACUACAACCUCUCCUACACCUGACUACGUCUACUACUGCCCUUCACCUCCCUUUAGUUUGCCCACAUCCAUCUCUCACCCAAAACUUAUCCCUUCUUCACUCCUCCUGCCCCACAUGCUGCCCUUUACUUUCCUCCCAGCUGUUCUCCAGACUCAUUACUCUGUUCCCUGACGUGCCUCCGAGCUUUUCCCCCAUCUCUCUUCUGCCCUUUAUCUAACUCUUGCUGACCCUCCCUCCUUUCCUGCCUCCCCCCUCCGAUUUUUUUUCUCCUGCCUUCUCCUAUCCUUUAUCCCCUUAUAACUGCUGCUCGAGCCCUACACUACAGCAUUACUGUCAUCGUGGGUUGGUCUGCGGCUGCCUCCCAGGAGCGACAUGUGCGAGAGAAGUACUAUUGUACUUCUAACAGUACAAUAGAGAAGUACUAUUGUAGACCCCGCACCAACCCGACCACGUCAACACCACCUCCACCAACAUGCUGCGGAACCCACACAGUGGCAGGAGCCUCAGCUCGGACACGACCUCGGGCCUGCCCAGUGAACUGCUCAGCUCAGGCGUCAAUGUGGGCGCUUCCACCUCCAGGAGUUCCAGCUCGGGUUUGGGCGUGGGCAGCAGCAGCUGGUGCGAGGCGCGUCUGGCUCAGGUGGUGCAGAGAGUGCCCGAAGAGGCUAUGUCAGGAGCGCAGUGGGCAUCACGCAGUGACAGCUCGUCCCAUGAUAAGAGCGGAUCUUUGAGGGCCCACUGGAGGUCAACCUUCAGCGAGAGUUCCACCUCAGCCAGCACACCGCAGCUUCCCGAGGGUCACCCUUCUCAUCUCACCACUUCGUCUUCCACUCUACUCGGAGCUUCAUGCUUGGCGCCGUCUGCACGAACAAGCCUCACCAGCACACCUCACACUCCGGCUCCGAGACGAGGUGCUAUGGUGAGCGGUGAUCACUGUCCCCAGCGCACCCCGGCUCGGUUCCUUACGGAUACCACUCAGCUGCCAUCCACAGCUGUGAGUGGAGGGCAGCGCUCUUCCGACUUGUCAAGCGUGAAGAGGAAGAGGACGACAAGCAGCACCUCCAGCCACGGAGACCCUUGUACCACCAGCACCACCCUCUGCCGUCCCCAAGACUCCUCACUCUCUACUCCCGACGGGACCCAGGAUGACCUUGGCUCACGGGGACACUCUGAGGACGACAUCUCUCAGGUCCGUAACAACAAAGGUUGGCGACCACCAGCCCACUUCGGAGCUGUUGUGGUAAGAAGCGUAUUAAUGCCGGGUGUGUGGCUACAGGUUGUGAUGAGCGUGUCGUGGUCACAGGGCAAGCUUGGGGCAGCCUUCUACGACGUCACGUCUGCCCAGGUGUACGUGGUGGAGGACAAGGCGGAGGCCGCCCCUGACUUCUGGGUACUCACCACCCUCUUCCGCGAGCAGCGACCCAGGUGGGUGCUGGUGGGCGGGAGACAAGACGACCGCCUGUUUACCGUCUUGCGCCAGCUGUGUGGCAUCCCACCCACUCCGCUCUGUACGGAGUCCACGCCCACCCACGCCCAGGAAGGGGAUGGCUCCGGCAGGGGGGGCAGCAGCAGCAGCAGCAGGGUGGGGAGUGGGGGAGCCGCUCCGCCCCCAGCGUCGCCCACAGCCUCCUCCACCACUGGCUCCUGCACCAUCAGGGUCCUCCCCAUGGCUGACUUCAAGUACCAGCUGUGUGUGCGGCGGGUGCUCUCCCUCGUGCUGCCUGGAGAACCUGACGGGCUCACCGAGGCUCAGAGGGAGCUCUUCGUCAGGGGCAAGGUCAACACCGAUCUCGUCUCCAUGACCCGGGCUCUAGGAGCCCUCCUCAGGUUCCUUGACAAGCACGGCGUGGAGGUGCUGGCCUCGGCGGUGUUGAUGGACGUCCCCCCCAUCCUCGGCCUCCACCUCUAUGUCAUGGAGGACCUGGCCCAGCUGGACGACGCUACGGCCACCGCACUCCAGCUCUUCUCCGAGGACCAGCACCCGGCCUCCUUCAAGAGUGGCAAGUCCUCCGCCAGCAAGGAGGGCCUCAGUGUCUAUGCUCUCCUCAGCAGGACCUCCUGCCCCAUGGCCGCCCACACCCUCAGGCGGGUGUUGCUGCGUCCUGUUGUGGAGCGGGAGGUGCUGGAGGCGCGCUACGCGGCCGUGGGUUGGGGCGUCGACCCGGCCAAUCUGGACACCCUCAGGCAACUGCAGGCUUGCCUUAAACACAUCACUAACGUCCCGGUAACUGCCUCUCCCGGCUCACUAUACCACCAUCUCCCACGCUGCCUCUUCCCCCACACUAACACAUGUAGACGAAACUACGUGGCAGUUGACGCCACAGGAAGUCGACGCUCCGAGCGACAAUGGUCUCUCUUCAACUCCAUCCUGGUGGGCGAACAGUGUCAGGCUCAGGACCAGGACAUCCCUAUUUUUAAGCUGACGGGAGAGAGCGUGACGGAGGGACUGUACCGGGCCACCUUCCUCAUCCAGAGGAUCAUGGACAUUGAGCAGUCUGAGCGGGAAGCCAGAUUCGUCGUCAAGCCCGGCGUCGACACCGACCUCGACCACAAAAAGCGUCGCUUCAGCGGGCUGGGAGAGGUGAUGCGGCGGGUGGCGGAGGUGGAGCUGGCACACCUGCCUCAGGAGGUAGAGUCCUGUUGCAUCAUCUACCUGCCCCACGUGGGCUACCUCCUCGCCUUCCCGCCCUCCCCAGACCUCGACCGGACUCUGAGCGCACAGGACUACAGUCUGCCCGGCCUCGAGUUUAUGUUCAAGACGGCAGACAUGGUCCUUUAUAAGAGCCAGACUUGCUUGGAGCUGGACCGGGAGCUGGGAGACAUGCAGGUGGAGAUCGCCAACCACGAGACGCGGAUCAUGAUGCGGCUGGUGGAGACCCUCCUGCAGCAGGCGCACAACUUCCUGGCUCUCCUCCACCACAUCCUCAUGCUCGACUGCUCUCAAAGUUCGAAACCAACUUCUAUUCUUGCAAGAGCAAAAAUAGAAGUUGGCUUCAUUCUCGGCUCACAAUCGGGAGAUCCCGGCUUUGAUUCCCGCUUGCUGGCGUUUUCUGUGGUGUCGCGGGAGGGCGGGUGGGUCCGGCCGGAGCUGACGCAGGAACCCGUGUUGGAGAUCGAGGAGGCCCGCCACCCACUCUACGAGCUGUGUACCCCAACCUUCGUCGCAAACCCCGUCAGGAGCGGCCGUCCUCACCAGUGCAUCACACUCGUCACCGGACCAAACGCCAGUGGUAAAACCGUCUAUCUCAAGCAGGUAGGAGUGGUAGCGGUGCUGGCUCAGGUGGGGUGCUGGGUACCUGCUGGUCGGGCGCGCCUCAGGCCCCUGGACGCCAUCAUCGCUGUCACCCAGACCACGCCCCCAGUAACCUCCGCCCUCUCCACCUUCAUGCUCGACCUUACCAGGAUGUGCGCAGCGCUGGCCAGGGCCACCCAGUACUCCCUCGUUAUUAUUGACGAAUUCGGCGCUGCCACUUACGAGAACGACGGCGCCGCCCUCCUAACAGCCUGCCUUGACUACUGGAGUGAACGAGCCACCCGAGAACGCACUCCCGCCAGACCCAGGAGCGGGAAGAGAGGGCGCGGGAAGGAGGACAGUACGGGAGAAGACCGUGAUGACAGCGGCACCAACUGGACAGGUGCGGCCAGGGAAGAGGGAGGUGGAGCGGCAGUCAGUGCCCCGCCACACGUGUUUGUGUCAACACAUCUGUUGCAGGUGUAUGAUCACCUGCUCAACCCUGAUGCUGUACGGUGUUUGGCUCUGGAGGCGGUGGAGGAAGGCGGGACGGUGGUGCCCCUCUACCAGGUCACGGAGGGCCGCGCCCACACCAGCUACGCUGCAGCAGUCGCCGCACUCUCAGGAGUCCCGGACCACCUCAUCCACAGGGCCAACCAGGUGUUUGAAUGUAUCCGCGGUGGGCGUCUACCUCCAAGGUGGACCUUACUGGAGGACGAGAACGAGAGAAUGAGAUGCGAGGCCAUAGUAUCUCUCCUCCUCUCUCAUGAUCUUUCAAGGGAUCCCCUUCAUCUCCUGCUAGAGAAGAUAAGGGGGUAUAGUCACACACCUGAGUCGCCUAGCCGCUCCGGCCACCUCACACCCAAUGAUACCAAUAACUCAGCUGGGUUCCGAGCGCUCUCCAACACACCACGACGAAGCAGCCCCAGCAGAAGAGGUAAAAGUGACGGCGAUGUAGGUGGCGCCAGGUCCUCACGAGUCUCGGAAAGGAUGCUGGCAAGAGACGUGAACCCCUCGCUGAGCUGUGUUGAGACUGUCUUAUUGUCAGGAGCCUCUACUCCCGUGUCCGCAACACAGGAUUCUCCCCAAGUCUCUCACCACGCUUCACCCAAUGUCAUUCCUCAGUCAAUGCCUCAAACCACUCCUCAGAUCAGAGCCCAAGUCAACCCACAUACAGGGACCCAAGUCAACCCACAUAUCACUGUAUCCAGAGUAGCCAGAGUCACUACUCCAGACACCAGGGACCAAACCAUCUACUACUCCAGUGCCGAGGCCACUAUAGAUACAAGAGCCCAAGACACCCAACUCACCAGGGUCCAACCUUUGCAAGAAACAAGAUCAGAACUCAUCCAACAAGCCCAAGCCACCCCAGAUAUUAGAGCCCAAGCCACCCCAGAUAUUAGAGCCCAAGCCACCCCAGAUAUUAGAGCCCAAGCCACCCCAGAUAUUAGAGCCCAAGCCACCCCAGAUAUUAGAGCCCAAGCCACCCCAGAUAUUAGAGCCCAAGCCACCCCAGAUAUUAGAGCCCAAGCCACCCCAGAUAUUACACACCAAACAACCCCAGACAUCGGAGUCCAAACUAUCCAACGAACCAGUGACAAAGCCACUACGGAAAUCACGCAUCAAGCUACUUCAGACACCAGGGACCAGAUCAGCCCAGGCUCCGUAGCCCAAGUCACCCAACAGACCAGGACCCAGGCCACCUCAGGCAAUAAAGCCCAAACCACCGAACAAUAUGUCUUCGCAACACCACAACUCUUAACCCAAUUCAAGCUUUCGAAGCUGUCCCAACCUGUCGACGAAGUCACGCGCCACGCCCGCCUGAGUGAGGAGGAACCGCAGCAUUAUAAGGAGUCAGGAAGAUCUGUUGUUAUCCAACAAGGAGCUGAGAUGAAUAUUGGCAUCGGAGAGAGCCGGACUCUCUCAGUCUCUCCCGGGCACACCAGAGCUUCCACAGAACCUAAAUCGUCCUUCAACACCCCAUCCUCAGGCUGCCCUCAGGGCUCUUCUCACAAGUACACGCCACAACUCCAGGCUCAAGCUAUCACUUCCCAAACCCCUAAAAUUGGACCAAACACUCGGGAUGGCGAGUCUAACAACUCAAAUCUUAACCCAUCUCUGUCGAAGUCUGAAUCUCGCAUUGGCUCCGAGCUUGGAAUUUGUACGCCUAUUGCCGAGCUCUGCACGUUGAAAAUAGAGCAUUUCACUCCGUUAAUUGAGAUCAGUACUCCCAGUACUGCAGUUGAGCCAAAGAAAAUCGAAUCAGAGACCCCAGCCACUGUUCCGCGUGACUCCACAACUGAACCUUCCAUCAUGAAAAUUGAACCUAUUACUCCAAUGACUGUGAACCGUAUUCCGAGGAUUCCAGGGAACCCGGCCUCUCCAUCUACCCCGCAGAUUUUAUAUACCACUGGAGGUCCCUACACCAUAAAGACUCCAGGCACUCCUAGUAACAUUCCAAGACUGUCAGACUGGAGGAGAACAUGUAGUCAAGGAGAGACGAAGCGCUAUAUUACCCCCGAGUCUACACUCGCCAGCAUUUCUCAGGGGACUGGGGACUCGUUCUUACCGGACUUCCAGGAGCAGGAAUCCUCCAACGUGUCUUCGUGCAGUCAAGACAGCCUGCCACUUACGAGGCAGUACUCGCUUAAACCUUCCAAUCUCGCCCAGCUCAGCCAGGGAAGCGCUCACGUCUUCAUAUAUGACCCACAACCAUCACCAUCUGAGUGACAUUGGGGAAUAACUGUAGUUUUUGUUUACGCUCGCUCGCUCACACUCACUCCCUCACUCAGUCACUCACUCACUCCUCUGACUAUAUACAUUACCGUCCACAUGGUGGAACACAUUAUCGCCGGAACAGUUGCCCGUACACUAAAUGAGUCAAUGACAAGGAGACUGUCAUAGGCAGUCAUUAGUUCUUUUAUUUUAGCGUACGCGCGCGCGCACUAUUUCACGAAAAGUGUCUAUACUUUCCUGUGUCAUUUUAUAACGAAGUCUUCAUUGGUGGAUACACCCUAAUCUUUGUGUUGUGUGGGGAUGUGAAACGUUGGCUCAUUUGUUUUGAUUGCCGGACCUGUUUACCGGGUUAACUAUUAUCUUACCUUAUGAGAGGAAAACAAUAAACUUAUUUGAAAUGUUUGGCAAAGAAUAUGUUGAAAUAGUGUGUUGUGUCUUCUGGAAUUCGAAACAUGUCAUUUAAUUUGAAAAAUAUAUAUAUAUAUCUGUGAAAAAAAUUAGUGUAUAAUUUUUACUGCUAUGUUUGCUUUUGUUACAUCCUCAUCUGUUUGCGUAUAAUAUGUUAUAUAUUAGUAUAGUUUGGUAGCAGUCUUUCUUGUAGAUACAUGUUGAAUA